AGGCAAUUCCCACCCCAACGGCGGGAGCGAAAAAAAAGUUACGGCGACACUUUCGUUUGCGCCUCCAUCCCCAUCAUCGCCUCCUGUCUCGCAUCCGAGCCCUCCGCCCGCCACCUUUUUGAGCUUGCCUCCCUCGCGCGAAUUAGCUUCAGCUUUCGAGACCUAACCUAAGGCUUUGCCGAGAGUGACUUUUACUUGCGACUCGGGCCAAGUGUGGUAUCGUGUUUUGGCGCAGGGUAGAAGCAUUGGCCGGGCGAUCUCCAAUCUCGCUCUCCUGCCUCGUACCCAUCAUACCUUAUCCGACACCCGACAUCCGAAACCGUCGAGCAGAAAACGAAAAAAGCGCAGCGCAGCAGCAUCGCAUUAGCAGGCAAUCUCGUUACAGCUUUGCAAAUCUGUCGCACAUCGUAGCCUACUUCACUUGCUUGCUUGCCGGUCCUCCUGCACCGUCUGCCCGUCAUGCCAUAUAACACGCGCCGCAAGUCGCUGUCGCUGCCGUCGCUCGGUAUCCAUGUCCCCGUAACACAUGCUGCUCGAGCUGCUGCUGCCGCCGCCAACGCUGCCGCGAAUCGAGCUUCUCCCACUAGCAACACCAGCGCCCGCACGCCCUCGCCGACAUCCAUGGCGCCGCUACGGACACCGCUCUCGAGAGAUGACCAGCCUCCGUCCAAGAAGCUGAAGAGAGCUCACAGCCAAGACGACAGCACACCCUCUUCCGAACCCCUUCCCAAGAGGCGCGAUGACACAGUCAAGUUCGAGAAUACGCCGCCGCCUUCGCCUCCUGCACAGCGCCCGUCUGUAGAGAUGAACAACGACGACGAUGAAGCAACGCUCAUACCCAAGACGAUAGAUUUUGAGGGGAUAAACGACGAGAUUGUUGAGGCUGUUAUUCUCCAGCUUCAAAAUACAGGGAACCGGCCGCAUUUGGUUAAGGAGCUUGCCGCCGUCUUGAUGCAACAGCUGAAGAUUGUCCAACAGUCUGCGAACCCGUCUGCCAUCAUCUCGUCCCGGUUAGCCAGCUACCUGAAGCGGUCAUGCUGGACUGCGCUCGCGCCGUGUCCGCUCGCUAAGGAGCUCGAGGCUGUCCACCCGCGCCGCACCUAUUUCUACCUGACGACAUGUCCCCAUCUGCCGCUACCGGACCCGACCCAGGCAGCGACGCUCAGCCAUCUCGCGCACUCGCGCAUCAUCAUCUCACCGAGCCUGUCGAGCGCAGCAUCGGGCUCAGAGGAUGCAGACAGCGAGAGGAGGCGCGAGCUCAGCCCGAGCCCCGAGGUGGAUCUGUCGAGUCCUGAGUUCGACGAUAUUGACGAUGACGUCGCCAUGCCUACAACACCCAUCGGGUCCUUCUCGGCGCGCGGCUUUGGGAUGGGCGGAUCGCAACUGGGGCGCUCCUUGAGCGCUGCUGGCGGGCGUAACCACCGCGCUGCGUCGCCGCCGCUCGAGAAGGACGAGAAGGAGUUCACACAGACGGCUGAUGGCCUGCAAAAACGGAAACUCAGCGGUGACUUGAUGUCAUCGGGUGCCAGCAACACAGGUAGCGCCGCGUCGGGGAGUAUGGACAUUGAGUACGGCGCCAUCCCGAGGGACGACAAUGCCCUGUUCGGCGACAAAACUUUCUUGUCGACAAACAGCAUGAGCAGCCUGACCAUGGCGUUUGUCACGAGCCCUGCGAUCCGGCCAUCACCUAUGACACUCAACCUUAGCAAGACCAAGGACGUUGAGGCCGAGAGUUCGUGGCUCAGGAUGGAGAACAUGCUCGAGUGGGACCGCAGCCCGGAAAACAUUGCCCUCGAGGAACUCGAUGGGCUCCUGGACGACUACUAAUUCCUAAAGGCCGCGCGAGCCGCCGCAGGAAAAGAGUAUCGUUCCUGCCGUUGUUGUACGAUCUAGAGAUUGAAGCUCGAGCUAGGACGGUGGUGGUGGUGCACCCCUCCUCGGCUAUCUUAGCUUGAAGUCUUUUUCUUAUGUGCCUUUCUAACACUUUAUUACCCCCCUCUCUCUCAUCUCAAAACGUUAUGUUUCGUCUUCUCAGUCAUGUUAAUUAGGGCUCGCGGGAUCGGUGGGAAGACGGGGAGGUGUGGCAAAAAAAAAAACUCGGCCAGGUUCUUGUCCUCUUCCUUACUUUCCCAUAGACGAAGCUGGGUCUCACUCGCAAGGCGUUAGGACUUUUUUGGUUUUUCUUUUCAAAAACCACAGCUGAUGUGGGUUGUGGGUUGCUGGCGUUUUUUCUCAGGUUACAAGGCCGGCCGGUCAGCUGGUCGGGCGGGCGGGUU
This is a messenger RNA of Lasiosphaeria miniovina, 2276 nucleotides long. RefSeq lists its product as uncharacterized. The transcript is spliced from 2 exons. The coding region runs from base 460 to 1827 and encodes 455 amino acids. The record is from RefSeq and is a predicted model, not a curated record. Lineage: Eukaryota; Fungi; Ascomycota; Sordariomycetes; Sordariales; Lasiosphaeriaceae.